Messenger RNA from Patella vulgata (common limpet), 1738 nucleotides. RefSeq names its product sorbitol dehydrogenase. Gene Ontology annotation, molecular function: L-iditol 2-dehydrogenase (NAD+) activity; zinc ion binding. Bases 161 to 1207 code for a protein of 348 amino acids. Lineage: Eukaryota; Metazoa; Mollusca; Gastropoda; Patellidae. The record is from RefSeq and is a predicted model, not a curated record. Gene Ontology annotation, biological process: D-sorbitol catabolic process. The transcript is spliced from 10 exons.
UCCUUUGAAAUAUAAAGUGGUGUUAUCAAACACGACUGUGUUUAGCAAUGAGAUAGAUAUGUUAUCUUUAUAUGGAGUAUAAAAUAGCUUGACUUUAUCUUACUUACACUUGAACACCAGGCGAGGCAACAAGGCUUCUUAGUAAAACCAAAGCUUCAACAUGACCGAUACCAAUCUGUCCGCUAUACUGUACAAGACCGGUGAUCUUAGACUGGAAGAUCGCCCUAUUCCAGAACCAGGUCGAGGAGAGGUUCAAAUAUCCAUGCAGAAAAUGGGGAUUUGUGGUUCAGAUGUGAAAUAUUGGCAGAAAGGAGCAAUCGGGCAUUUUAUUGUGGUAGCACCUAUGUUAUUAGGACACGAAUGUGCUGGAAUUGUUAGUAAAUUAGGCGAGGGUGUUAUCAAUUUGAAAGUUGGUGAUCGUGUUGCCAUAGAACCUGGUGUUCCCUGUCGUCAAUGUGAAUGGUGUAAAAGUGGUAGAUACAACUUAUGUCCUGAUGUAUUUUUCUUGGCUACACCUCCAGACAGUGGUGCGCUAGCAAGAUAUCAUGUACAUGCUGCAGAUUUCUGCUUCAAAUUGCCAGAUAAUGUAAGUUUUGAAGAAGGUGCGUUAAUUGAACCGCUUUCAGUUGGACUCCAUGCUUGUCAGAGAGCUGGUGUUAAUUUAGGAAGCAAGGUUCUUGUGUGCGGUGCAGGUCCAAUAGGUUUAUCAGCUAUGUUAUCAGCAAAAGCUAUGGGCGCAGCGUCCAUUUGCAUGACAGAUAUUGAUGAUCGUAGAUUAGAGUUUGCUAGAAGUCUCGGGGCAACAAAAACUGUUAAAGUGGAAUCCACGGAUCCCGAAGAAGUUUCGCGUCAAGUUAAAUCUGCCCUUGGAGGUUGGGCUGAUCAAGCUAUAGAAUGUAGCGGGGCACAGUUUUCUGUGGAACUGGGAAUACAGUCGACUAAACCAGGUGGGGCCUUCGCUGUGGUAGGCCAUGGUCCAGAUAAUGUUACUAUACCCAUAACUACAGCUAUAGCCAGAGAAGUGGAAAUAAGAGGAUCAUUCCGUUAUGUUAACACUUGGCCUGCAGCAAUUGCAAUGAUAGCGUCCGGAAAAAUCAACAUAAAACCAAUGAUCACUCACAGAUUUACGAUAGAAGAAACCCUUCAAGCGUUUGAAACCGCCAAAUCCGGUGCAGGCGUCAAAAUUAUGAUUUCUUGCCAUAAAUAAGCUACUCCACACCUGUUUAAAUACAUAAUUCAUUUCAUAGUAACAUUUGCGUUUUAAUACAUAAGAAGAUACAAAUAAAAUUUCAGUAUGGUAUGUACAUGUACUACUUUAUUAUAAUAAAAGGUUUAAAGGGACAAUAACACUCUUGCUGGCUUGAAAGCUCCAGAAAAUAAAUAAUAUCUCUAUCUAAGUACUAGAUGUUUAAGUGUCCUACCGGUUGUGUAAAUUAUCCAUUACAUCCUAUUUUACUUGUCCAGAGGGUUCGAAAAUAUUUUUAAAUCGAAGUUUCAUUUGAAAAGGUUUACGUUAGACGUUUCAAACCAUUAUGCAAUUUGUAUCAUCAAUUAAUUGAAAUAUUCUAAAAUAGUACAAUUUGUUGACCAGAAUAAAGAUUGGGACAUAUUAUUCAGUUACAACAAGAGUGGUAUUGAGCCUUUAAUAUCUUGCUAAUUUUUCCUUUUUAUGUACGAUGGUAUGGUCUUGUUAAAUCCAAUAAUUUUUCUGAUAAUUAAAAAAAAUCAAUAUACAAAA